AUGCUGGUGACCUAUUUGGAAGCCAGCCAGGACCUUUACGAGAAGGACUCAAUUCUUUUUGACAUCGCACUGGCAGUUUGCCGUAUUAUUGGCGCCAAACUUCCCAUGGCUGGACGCGCUACUAAACAAAGUAGCGCCAUCCCAGCCUGGAGAAAAAGAAUUGAGGGACGUAUCGCAAAGGCAAGGGCCUUUAUCGGCAGACUGACAAGCUUCAGGUCGGGUAAUAAUAGACCGAGGGUUGUGCGCACCGUUAGAAUGGCGUUUGCUGGGACAAAUAUCAGUUUGUCCAAGCCGGAUAUCACGCAGAAACUAACGGAGCGCGUAGACGACCUGAAGCAAGAGAUCGCUGCUUGGAGGAAGCGGAUCCGGCGAUUUACCGAGAGGUCAAGGCGGUUUAACCAGAAUCAUCUCUUCCAGAGUGAUCAGAAGAGGCUCCAUAAAUCAUUGGAGCGACCAGUGGUAUGUGCAGCGGGCCCAGGACCGGAUCAGGCUAACACUGUCGCAUUUUGGCGUAGCCUGUGGUCAGAGCCCGUAAACCACAGCGAAAGCGCUUGGAUGGAAGUUGUGGCGAGCCAGAGUGCGAAUGUUAUGCCUAUGGACCCCGUCACUAUAACGCCGGAAGACGUGGAUGAGGCGGUUCGUAGGGCCUCGAACUGGAAAAGUCCAGGGCUCGACGGGCUGCAUCAUUACUGGCUAAAGAGGUUCGUAGUGUGUCACGCUGUGCUCGACCGACAGUUUCAAGAGGCUCUCGAUCAGAAGUCGCUCCCGAGCCUCUUUACUACUGGGAUCACUCACUUGAUUCCUAAAGAUCAGGAUACCACAAACCCGAGCAAAUCCGCCCCAUCACGUGUCUACCCACCAUAUAUAAGACACUGA
Messenger RNA from Parnassius apollo (apollo), 876 nucleotides. The record is from the annotation of a GenBank genome assembly. NCBI's taxonomy places the organism in Eukaryota, Metazoa, Arthropoda, Insecta, Lepidoptera, Papilionidae.